This is a messenger RNA of Didymodactylos carnosus, 1570 nucleotides long. Lineage: Eukaryota; Metazoa; Rotifera; Eurotatoria; Philodinida; Philodinidae. The record is from the annotation of a GenBank genome assembly.
ACAUUUUUAUUUAUCAUUUUAUUGUAUUCUAGUUGAAAAGAACGCAUUAAAAUACAUAAAAGCAUGUUUUUGUAUGGUAAAACCAUGCAAUAAUGUUAAUGCAUCAUCACUCAAAGAAGCUAUGUUCCAGAAACAAAAUAAACAUUUGAAACACUACUCAACAUAGUUGAUAACCUAUGUUUUUAUGCAUUGCUGAUAGUCCUAAACCUAACAGCAGAGUCCUAGGGCUUCGGGGAAAAUGUCUGUAGCACCUGAACCAAGCAAAACCAAAUUUUUGCUUAAAUCUAAUUUUGUAGAAGACACUUCGGACUAUCUAUCUAUGAAAAAAGAAUCAAGAGAUUCCUAUGUGAUUUCUAGAGGUUCGAGGUGAUUUCCUGGAGAUCUUCCAGAAAACUGGUCUUUCAAAUAUUUUCGGAUAGCAGUUUUGCUUGAGAAACCGUAGCUUAAACUGUUCUCUUCGAUUGCUGAAAAUCGCAAGGCUCUGGCUUUUAUCGUUUUUGAGUUAUUCAAAAAUGGCAACUCGCCUUGUAUUUUUGCGUUGAUAGUAGUUUUAGGUAGAUCAGAGAAAACUGGCUAAGUCUGAUAUAGAAGCUUGAUUGAGCUGGGUGGGGGAGCUUGAAUACUGAAAAUAGCCGGUCUUUGAGAUUAGGUCGCAAGACUUGGCACAAUGCCUAACUGUGAGAUCGAAAUAUUACGAAAAAAAGAAACUAAAAUGUAAUUAUAUUCAAAUUACUCAUAAAAUACAAAAAACAUGAAAUUUUAAAUAAUUGAUUUUUGCUUGAUAUAGUGUUUGGAAGAAAGUGAACGAACUAAAUUAUAUGCUGAUUUAAUUAAAAAGAAUCCGGAAGAAAAAAAACGAAUAGCCUAUUCUUAUAUUGUUCAACGAUUUCGUACUUUCGUGAGUUGUUUUAUCCAAAGCCAUGAUCAAAAAAUUGAAUUAUCAAAUGCAUCAAAACUAUUUAAAGAAAUUAGUAAUAAAAAUGAAUUAAUUACUCAGCUUAUUGAUGAUGAACAACAUUUAAUUACACGGCAAGAUGAAUUAGAAAAAAAAUUUUUAAACUUACCAUCAUUAAAAGGUUUAUCAUUAUGUGAAACAAUUGAACAGUUACUCAUAGCUAAUGAAAAAGAAGCAGAACAAUUAAAAAAAGAUUUCGGUAUAUCUGAUAAACGUUAUUGGUGGAUAAAAAUUCAAAUGCUGGGAAAAAAGGGUGCAUGGUCGAUAUUGGCAGAUUUUGGUAAAAAGCCAACAUCUCCCAUUGGUUAUGAGCCAUUUAUUGAUAUUUGUUUAAAAUAUGAAAAACCAGAUGAAGCUAAACGAUAUGUUGAUAAAUCAUUGUAUAGUUCAAAAAUAGAUGAUGAUCGAUUGCCAUAUAUGUAUGCAAAAGUUCAAAUGUUUGAUGAGGCGAUUAAUUCUGCCGUGAAAUUGAAAUCAAAUGAGGCAUUAGUAUUUAUUGAACAAAAAUGUGGUCCGACAAACAUUAAUAUAUUACAAAAAGUCGAUGUGGCUAGAACAAAACUUGAACAAUAUGAUGAUAAUCCAUUUCAAGCAGUUCGAAACAUAUUUAAAUAG